GGUACGAAGCACUUACUUAUUUAGCGGUGUAGAUCGGAUAGUGUAUUUGCAACAAUAAACCUACCAAGUUGAGCUCAGAUCACACCCUACAUAAUGUGGCCCGAAGUGGAAGCCGCUAAAACGGACAAUCGGCGUGAAAUAAAGCUGACCGGUGCAAAUGUUUCCAAGCGAAUCGACGCCAACGGUGGUCGGCUGGAUGAAGCAAUCUACAAGCUUACCGCGCUCAAUCUGCUAGAUGUGAAUGAUACAUCAUUGCAGACUAUUUCGCCACAGGUGAAAGAGUUGCGGCAUCUGCAAUCUUUGUUGCUGUUUCGCAAUAAAAUAACGCAAAUUCCGGCCACGAUUGGACAGCUGAGCGAGCUGAAGGUGUUGGAUCUUUCGGGGAAUAAAAUAUGCACACUCCCGGAUGAAUUAACCGCUCUGCGUUCGCUUACUACGUUAAAUUUAUCCUUCAAUCAGCUGCAGACGUUGGAUCUAAGCAAGCUUGAUCAACUGAGUGUAUGUAAUUUGUCUGGCAACGAGCUGACCGAGGUGCCUCAGUUCUACACCGGACAAGUGCAUCACCUAACGGAUGUGAAUUUAGAGAAAAAUCGCAUCGUGUCACUACCGGAAGUGUUGACACAACAACAAAUAUUGAAAGUUCUUAAUGUGGCCGAUAACAAGAUUGAACAAGUCCCGAAAUAUCUUACCAAAUGCAUCAAACUGAAAGAAAUCAACUUAAAAGGUAAUCCGCUAAAGGAUAAACGUUUACUGAAAUUGGUCGAUCAGUGCCGCAGUAAGCAGGUACUCGACUAUGUGGAGAAAAAUGGUUACCAAGCUCCAAAGGAGAGUCAAGUGCCAUCUGACACUACUCAACUGGACGAACAGGUGGCGGAUGAUACACUGCACCCAGAGUCGAUUGAAGAUAUGCAGCUGAAAAUAAUGGUACAUAAAUAUACGGAACAGACACUGAAGGCGUCAUUCUCCGAGGAAGCUAGAACCACCCGUCCCUACAUUACACUGUGUAUCGUGCGCAACUACCCGAUAACCGAGAUGAGGAAAUUUUUGCAAAUGCAAAACUCCCUGCACGACAAUGAGUGCAUGCGCCGGGAGGUAGCUACCAUAGCAACACAUGAUUUAACCAAAAUCAAAGGUAUGGUUCGGUACCAUGCUGCACCGCCGGGAGAUAUACAAAUCACGGCGUUGGGAAGCGCGGCCCAGGGCAAGGUUACGGCGGAAAAGUAUUUCACCGACCUGGAGCAUCAAGCUGACCAAUACCGGAAAGAGAAAAAGCGCAACACUUAUUCGGGAGUCUACAAGUUCGUAUCGUUGCUACAAGGGAAGGAACUGUUCGCUUUUCUGAGCGACGACGAAAAGGUGAUCAGUUUGCCACCGUUGACCAACUGUGAUGAGACGAAAAUAGCAGCCACCACGACGGACAUGCUGCUUGAAGUCACCAGCAGCGUGAGUCACGGCAGCUGUGUACGUAUAAUGAAUGCACUGUUGCAACAAAUGUUGUUAUUGAACGUGGAAGUUGUAUCACUAACCUCGGCGGGCAAUGGCCAAACGACAACGAAGGUGGGCGAGAAGAAGAAAAAAUCUAAAUCCAAAGUGUCCGAGAUACAGCAAGAUUCCAGUGUUCGCUACAAUCGGUCAGCUACCCUAACGGUGGAACAGGUGCAGUUGUUUGAUUCUCAUGGUAAACUUCACUCGGUCUUUCCGGGCAAGGGGGACAUUGAAAACGAUGAAGCACGUAGAAUUCUCGUUGAGAUGGUUGCUGUUUAAAAGCAAUAGUUAAUAAUUAUCUUUCUUUAAAAGUUUCUGCCUCAUGCAUCCAUCAUCAACUCGUUACGAUUUUUUAAACUAAAAGAAUUUUCUUUAAAAGAUUACAGUUCCAAAAACUGAUGUUCCUUGUUUUCCUAUCCUUUAGUUUCUAUUUUAUUUCAUGAGCGUUUAAGGGUUUUGAUUCUAAUUUUGUGAUGUUACGAAACGAGAGUACAUUCGAAUUAACCAAUUAAUAACAAGUAUAGGAAUCGGUCUGGAAUAAAUUGACGGAAUAAUCAUGUAAUAAUUAAUGUUACAAAUAAAAAUAAAAAUCUUUAAUAACCAAGCACAAAUUAAACGAUAUCAAUUCAAAUA
Anopheles coustani is the source of this 2118-nucleotide messenger RNA. Its product is annotated as leucine-rich repeat-containing protein 47-like. NCBI's taxonomy places the organism in Eukaryota, Metazoa, Arthropoda, Insecta, Diptera, Culicidae. The transcript has 3 exons. Gene Ontology annotation, molecular function: phenylalanine-tRNA ligase activity; protein binding. Gene Ontology annotation, biological process: phenylalanyl-tRNA aminoacylation. The record is from RefSeq and is a predicted model, not a curated record. The coding region runs from base 94 to 1764 and encodes 556 amino acids.